Molecule: messenger RNA, 120 nt
Organism: Phytophthora nicotianae INRA-310
Lineage: Eukaryota; Oomycota; Peronosporomycetes; Peronosporales; Peronosporaceae
Exons: 2
Coding region: 1-120 (39 amino acids)
Source: RefSeq, a predicted model, not a curated record
AUGAAGGAUCCGACCACGGAGGACAUCGCUAAGAACCUGGAGUUACUGCUGCUGACCAGAUGGCUUCAUGAGAAGAAACACCGCUCACCGUUUCACGUUGGAUGCUCGAAGCCUCACUGA